GGGUUUGAACGUCCAAGAUUGUUCACUUCACGAGGCCCAACGUUUAGGUCCAUUUCAGCUGUUUCCUAUUGCAACAGCUCAAAAUCUCACUGCUCCCUCUCCCUCUUCCUCUCGUCUUCCAUCUUCUUCCAUUGGAAUCUUGAAACCUAACCCUAAACUCUCAAAAACCCAGAAUCGUUUAGUCAUUUCAGUUCCCAAAAACACAUUCUUUAAUUCACCCCAUUUUCUAUCAGUUUUCUUUUGCUUUUGAUCUGCCACUGGCUAAGUGGGUACCACCGGCUUUGAUUUGAUCACAUGCUUGAGAGUUGAGACAGAUUGAUCAAGGGCAAGUGUUAUCCCAUCAGUCAAGAAGUAGUGCAGGUGCCUUGAGCGCCAAGAGUUUUGGAUUUGAAAUGGAGUAGUUGUUAUGACGAUGGCUGAAAGUUGCGUGACGGGUUACAGCCCGAAAGUUCCCGUUGAUACCAAUAAUUGGCCUAGCUUUAAGUUUCUUAUGAACAGUGGUCAUCUAGGAUUCUUUUCUUUCUGUCCUCAACCAGUUUAAACCUUUUGUCCUAAAUAUACCUAUCCUGCCUUUGAAGUUUGGCUCCAAAGGCUUUUGUCUGUGUAUUCUUUGGCUUUGUUACUUUGAUUUUGUUUUCCGUUUUUUGGCUUUUUAUCUAUUGGAAGGACUGCGGUUCCCUUAGGCUACAUAUAUUGGUUUUGUAGCCAGCGUUUUAAAGUAGUAUAGAGAAGAUGGCGUUUUAUUCUGAAGACGAACAACCUGAAGAUUACCUUUUCAAGAUUGUUUUGGUCGGUGAAUCGGCUGUUGGGAAAUCUAAUUUGCUUGCUAGAUUUGCUAGAGAUGAGUUUUAUCCUAACUCGAAAUCGACUAUUGGAGUCGAAUUCCAGACGCAGAAGAUGAUAAUAAAUGGGAAGGAAGUUAAGGCCCAGAUAUGGGAUACGGCGGGACAGGAACGGUUUAGGGCUGUCACGUCUGCUUAUUACAGGGGUGCGGUUGGCGCUCUUCUGGUUUAUGACAUCAGCAGACGGCCGACUUUCGAGAGCAUUGGACGAUGGCUUAAUGAACUCCAAACUCACUCGGACAUGAAUGUGGUGACAAUACUUGUUGGCAACAAAUCUGACCUGAAGGACGCCCGGGAAGUGACCACCGCUGAAGGCAAAGACUUGGCCGAGGCAGAGGGUUUGUUUUUUAUCGAAACUUCAGCUCUCGAUUCCUCAAACGUGGCUUCUGCUUUCCAAAUGGUCGUUAGGGAAAUCUACAACAUUUUGAGCCGGAAAGUGAUGCAAUCUCAAGAGAUCCAACACAAAGACUCUGGCCGUCUAGCGAAUGGGAAAACAGUAGUUUUGCAGGGUGGUGGAGAUCAAGAAGCGGAGGGAGAGGAAGCGAAAAGCGGGUGCUGUUAAGUCCCUCCCUACAUGAAAAGCGUUUCUUCCCCGUUUUAAUACAGAGUUUUGUUAUGGUUGCAAGCAGUGAUGGACAUGUAAUUUCCAGCUAUUGAUGAACUGUGUUGUAGAAUGUAAAUUUAUCACAAGGUUGAAGAAACGUUUUCGGGUGGUAUUUAGUACUGUACAUGAAUUUCUGUAAAAUUCAUCUUCUUCUGUUGCUUAUUCCUUUCCA
Ipomoea nil (Japanese morning glory) is the source of this 1618-nucleotide messenger RNA. RefSeq names its product ras-related protein RABA5a-like. The record is from RefSeq and is a predicted model, not a curated record. Gene Ontology annotation, molecular function: GTP binding; GTPase activity. Gene Ontology annotation, cellular component: endosome. NCBI's taxonomy places the organism in Eukaryota, Viridiplantae, Streptophyta, Magnoliopsida, Solanales, Convolvulaceae. The transcript has 3 exons. Bases 733 to 1404 code for a protein of 223 amino acids.